Molecule: messenger RNA, 708 nt
Organism: Nestor notabilis (Kea)
Lineage: Eukaryota; Metazoa; Chordata; Aves; Psittaciformes; Psittacidae
Product: neuroblast differentiation-associated protein AHNAK-like
Exons: 2
Biological process (GO): regulation of RNA splicing
Cellular component (GO): cytoplasm; nucleus; costamere
Source: RefSeq, a predicted model, not a curated record
AUGCCGGACUUUGACCUGAACCUGAAGGGCCCGAAAGUGAAGGGAGAUGUGGACGUGUCUCUGCCGUGUGUGGAAGGUGACCUGAAAGGCCCCAAAGUGGAUGUUAAAGGUCCUGAGUUGGACAUUGGUGCCCCAGACAUUGAACUCGAGGGCCCAGAAGGGAAGUUGAAGGGGCCCAAGUUCAAGAUGCCCGAGAUGCAUUUCAAAGCCCCCAAAAUCUCGAUGCCGGACUUUGACCUGAACCUGAAAGGCCCCAAAGUGAAGGGAGAUGUGGACGUGUCUGUGCCAAAGCUGGAGGGUGAUUUGAAAGGUCCCGACAUUGACAUCAAAGGCCCUAAACUGGACGUUGACCUUCCUGAUGUAGAGCUGGAAGGUCCUGAGGGGAAGCUGAAAGGUCCCAAGUUCAAGAUGCCCGAGAUGCACAUCAAGGCUCCCAAGAUCUCCAUGCCCGACAUUGACCUGAACCUGAAGGGGGUUGAAGGUCCCGAGGGGAAGCUGAAAGGUCCCAAGUUCAAGAUGCCCGAGAUGCACAUCAAGGCUCCCAAGAUCUCCAUGCCCGACAUUGACCUGAACCUGAAGGGCCCCAAAGUGAAGGGAGAUGUGGACGUGUCUGUCCCCAAGCUCGAGGGUGACCUGAAGGGUCCCGAUGUGGACAUCAAGGGCCCCAAAGUGGAUAUUGAGGGUCCUGAUGUCAACGUUCAAGGCCCA